Cyprinus carpio (common carp) is the source of this 4302-nucleotide messenger RNA. RefSeq names its product rap guanine nucleotide exchange factor 1-like. Gene Ontology annotation, cellular component: plasma membrane. The coding region runs from base 331 to 3492 and encodes 1053 amino acids. The record is from RefSeq and is a predicted model, not a curated record. NCBI's taxonomy places the organism in Eukaryota, Metazoa, Chordata, Actinopteri, Cypriniformes, Cyprinidae. Gene Ontology annotation, molecular function: guanyl-nucleotide exchange factor activity. The transcript has 24 exons. Gene Ontology annotation, biological process: positive regulation of GTPase activity; Ras protein signal transduction.
CCGACCCCAAACAAGCCCGCUUUCAUCCCUGUAGCUCGUGAUUCCAGUCAGAGAGCGGCGCUGUGUUCGCAUCCCGAUGGAUUCUCGGGACGGGACUCGACACACAGACACACACAUCAUCAGCAGGAGCGUUCACUGUCUGUCUGUCGCCAGCGUGUGCAUCUGAACGGAUUCUUGCCCUUUUUUACCAGGGAUCUGCGGCCAUACGGAGCCAGUACGUCAAAAUGUGUGGCUGAAGAACACACCUCGGGAUUACUGUGGUCUAAAUCCCCCCUUUCGUCCUCCUGUGUCUGUCCAAGCUGAGGAUUUGCUCCGGCCAGCGCCGCGAUCAUGUCGGGGAAAAUAGAAAGCAAGCACGAAUCCCAGAAGUCUCACCUCUCCUCUUUCACGAUGAAAUUAAUGAAAUUUCAUUCCCCGAAGAUUAAACGAACUCCAUCUAAGAAAAGCAAACAGCUCCAGCCAGAGCCUACGGUGACGACUCCAGAGAAACCUGUCAACAAGAAGGUGAGUCGAUUGGAGGAACAGGAGAAGGAGGUGGUGAGUGCUCUACGUUACUUUAAGACGAUUGUGGACAAGAUGAGCGUCGAUACGAAAGUUUUGCAGAUGCUUCCUGGUUCGGCUAGUAAAGUAUUGGAGGCCAUAUUGCCUCUGAUGCAAGUCGAGGCUCGGAUACAGCACAGCUCGGCAGUGUCCUCCUGUCAUAACUGCGUCUAUCAGAGUUUGGCAAAUCUGAUUCGCUGGUCUGACCAGGUGAUGCUGGAGGGCAUCGACCUCGACGACAAGGACACUGUAACAACCGUCACCACGGUGAUCAAAGCUGUGCUGGAUGGUGUGAAGGAGCUGGUGAAACUCACUAUAGAGAAACAGGAGCAACCGUCCCCGACGUCCCCCAACAAACCAGUGCCUCCUGUGGUCAAAACUGAGAGUGUGUGUGAAAAUCCUCUAACUGAACGAGAGAAGGCCAUCCUGAGUAAGACCACGCCCAUUGUUACGCCCACUGACAGUUUGACUGACAUGUCAGAGGAAGAGGUUGCUCCGCCCAAACCUCCUCUGCCAGGAGUUAAACUGGCAGAGCACAGGAACAGGAUGCAGUUGUGCUCCGAUCCUGUUGCCGGGCAGCGGAGGGCCACAGCGAUGGAAACCCCGCCCGCUCUGCCUCCCAAGAAGCGACAGUCGGCCACCUCCCCCACACGUGUUGCCGUGGUAGCGCCGAUGAGUCGAGUCCCAUGUGGUCUCAACCUGCCUCCUGGAGCUCUGAGACAGCAGCAGGAGUUUGACGUGGAUCUCCUGCAGAGGCGUUUCUCCGGUGGGAGCCAGUCGUACGGCGGGGAUUCGCCUCGUCUGUCCCCCUGUAACAGUAUGGGAAAACUCAGCAAGUCCGAUGAGCAGCUCUCAUCUCUGGAGCGAGACAGCGGCCAGUGCUCUCGCAACACUAGCUGUGAAACACUAGAGGGAUAUGAUCCCGAUUACGACUUCCUGCAUCAGGAUCUAUCCGUGUCCGAGCCUUUACCGUUUCCGACGGGCACUGGCAGCAGUCUGAGCCCUCUCCCAGAAUGCCACGGGGAGUCUCAGUCGUUAAGCCCCGCCCAGGCCCCCGCCCACCCGCGUUUCAGCGCUCCCGUCACCAGUCAGGCUUCCCUGGAGUACUGGACCCCGCCCCUCACACCUGGACGGACCAAUAGCGUGCUUCCCCCCGCCCUCCCACAGAAGAAGCGGCGGUCGGCGCCGAUCAUAUCAGCGUACCCUCUUUACGAGCGCCUCCCAUCGCACUACGAUAACCUGUCAGAAGAGGAGCAGCCCACGCCGCCGUUCCCUCUGGUGAUGCCGGCGUCACCGCUGCCGCAGGUCAACGGAGGAGAUGACCUCUCACAGUGUACAGACGCCGACAGCCCGCCGCCGCUGCCAGAGAAGAAGGGCAAACAGAUCCUCCAGUACAUGCAGUUUGUGGAGGAUUACUCUGAACCACAACCGUCCGUCUUCUAUCAGAUGCCUCAGAACGAGAGUAUUUACGAGCAGCGGAGGAACAAGCGCUUUCAGGAGGUUUACGGCUUCAACGAUUCCUACAGCAGCUCGGACUCCGUCCACGAACCCGUCCCACCGCCAGCGCUGCCUCCCAAACAGAGACAGCUGGACCCCACAUCAUGCGACGAUGUGCUUCAGGACCACACCCCUCACAUACCCACGUCCAAUAGCAAGGAAGCUUUGUCUAAGGACAGGCCAAAGGAACCCAGUCAUGGUCAGAUUGAUGAUGUUGAUGAACUGUCCCUCAUUGAUCAUAAUGAUAUUAUGAACCGCAUCACACUCAAAGCAGAGAAUGAUGAUGGUCCUGAUGUGAGGGCCGGGUCUGGUGAUAUACUGUUAGUUCACGCUACAGAAACAGACCGUAAAGAUUUGGUGUUGUACUGCGAGGCUUUUCUCACCACCUACAGAACCUUCAUAACCCCUGAAGACCUCAUUAAAAAACUGCACUACAGAUAUACCCGGUUCUGUCACAGUCCAGACACCUUUAGGAAGCGUGUCAGUAAAAACACGUUCUUUGUGCUGGUGAGAGUCGUGGAUGAACUCUGUCUGGUGGAGCUGACCGAGGACAUCCUGCGGCAGUUGAUGGAUCUGGUCUUCCGGCUGGUCUGUAAUGGAGAGCUGAGUCUGGCGAGGGUCCUGCGAAAGAACAUCCUCGAUAAAGUGGAACAGAAGAGGCUCCUGCGACACAUGCACAUGCUCAAACCUCUCGCCGCGCGGGGCGUCUCUGCCAGGCCUGGCACGCUGCAUGAUUUCCGCAGUCAUGAGAUCGCCGAUCAGCUGACGUUGCUGGACGCAGAACUGUUUUACAAGAUCGAGAUUCCCGAGGUGCUGCUUUGGGCGAAGGAACAGAAUGAAGAGAAAAGUCCAAAUCUGACCCAGUUUACAGAGCACUUUAACAACAUGAGCUACUGGGUGCGCUCUAUAAUCAUCCAACAGGAGAAAGCUCAGGACAGAGAGAAACUGCUGCUCAAAUUCAUCAAAAUCAUGAAGCACUUGCGGAAACUGAAUAACUUCAACUCUUAUUUGGCGAUUCUCUCGGCGCUGGACUCUGCACCAAUCAGACGACUGGAAUGGCAGAAGCAGACGUCUGAGGGUUUGGAAGAGUACUGCACUUUGAUUGACAGCUCGUCGUCCUUCAGAGCGUACAGAGCGGCGCUAGCAGAAGUGGAGCCUCCAUGUAUACCAUAUCUGGGUUUGAUCCUUCAGGACCUGACGUUUGUUCACCUCGGAAACCCGGAUUUUAUUGACGGUAAAGUGAAUUUCUCCAAGCGCUGGCAGCAGUUCAACAUUCUGGACAGCAUGAGACGCUUCCAGCAAGUACACUACGAACUGAAACGGAACGAAGACAUCGUCUCGUUCUUCAACGACUUUAGCGAUCAUCUGGCGGAGGAGGCGUUGUGGGAGCUCUCGCUCAAGAUCAAACCACGAAACAUCUCGCGCCGCAGGACAGAGCGAGAGGAGAAGACCUAGAGCCUGAAAUCUGGAACCUCAGAGACCAUUCACGGUGAGACCUGAACCUCCUGCAGAACCUUGGGAACCCACGCUAGAGUUCUUAAUCCGGUUCUGGAGAUGAAAUGGGCUGAAACGAGACACGCAAGCUCCUAUUUGCACCAAUAGACAGACAUUGGCAGUAUUUUUUCCCUGACUGUUGACUUUAAAAAUACACGAGGGGAAUCCUAAUUCAGUAUAGAUACGCACUCGCGCGCACACACAGGGCUGGACAGGACCCCAACGCUGUGAUAUAUAAAGCUAAAUCAUACAACUUGCUAUGUUUGCGUGUGUCUGUGUGUGGCUGUACAGAAAGACACACUCUAAGAGGGCUCGGUUCAUUUGAUAUUAAUACACUGUGCCUGAUGGAGUGAGUUCAUGUUUGUUUGUCCCGCUCGGACGUACUGUCUGACCUUCCAAAGGUCUGAUUCAAGCUACGAUUCGCCCGUAUGGAACUGUGCAACUGGGUCGAUUGGGAAACGGGCGGACGUGUGUGCAAUCCUAUAAGCGUUUUAUAAGGAAUAUUCGCUGAUCUGUUGAAAUGAUUAUGUUUUGACAGAUGCAGUGAGUAAUUGACUAUAUAGAAUAUAUUCAUUUGAAAAUUAAAGAAUGAACUGGACGUUUGGACUCAUUUUUCAUGUCGUCUUGCAAUAUUGUUUUGUGUGUGACCAUGUGCAACCCUCAUCACAAAUGUUUACCCCGUCACAACGCUGACAGCCCCUCGAAUCCCAUGAAAACCCUCAACCCUGUGCUUUUUAUGCCUUAAAAUAAAAAGAAAAAAUUGCAUUGUGA